Messenger RNA from Chaetura pelagica (chimney swift), 1665 nucleotides. It is a transcript of the gene DET1, whose product is annotated as de-etiolated homolog 1 (Arabidopsis). The record is from RefSeq and is a predicted model, not a curated record. Gene Ontology annotation, biological process: positive regulation of proteasomal ubiquitin-dependent protein catabolic process; protein ubiquitination. NCBI's taxonomy places the organism in Eukaryota, Metazoa, Chordata, Aves, Apodiformes, Apodidae. Gene Ontology annotation, molecular function: ubiquitin protein ligase binding; ubiquitin-like ligase-substrate adaptor activity. Gene Ontology annotation, cellular component: cullin-RING ubiquitin ligase complex; nucleus.
AUGGACCAUGAUGCCCCCACCAUCAGGCCACGCCGCAUCCAGAACCAGAACGUCAUCCACCGCCUGGAGCGCCGCCGGAUCAGCUCGGGAAAAGCCGGCACCCACUGGCACCAGGUCCGCGUCUUCCACCAGAACGUCUUCCCCAACUUCACCGUGGUCAACGUGGAGAAGCCGCCCUGCUUCCUGCGCAAGUUCUCCCCCGACGGCCGCUACUUCAUCGCCUUCUCCUCGGACCAGACCUCGCUGGAGAUCUACGAGUACCAAGGCUGCCAGGCGGCUGAGGACCUCCUGCAGGGCUACGAGGGGGAGAUCCUGGCCAACGGCAACGACCAGAGAGCCGUCAACAUCCGGGGGCGGCUCUUCGAGCGCUUCUUCGUCCUGCUGCACAUCACCAACGUGGCCUCCAACGGCGAGCACCUGAACCGGGAGUGCAGCCUCUUCACCGACGACUGCCGCUACGUCGUCGUGGGCUCGGCCGCCUACCUGCCCGAGGAGCCCCACCCGCCCUUCUUCGAGGUCUAUCGCAACAGCGAGUCCGUCACCCCCAACCCACGCUCCCCCUUGGAGGAUUAUUCCUUGCAUAUCAUCGACCUGCACACCGGCAGGCUCUGCGACACCCGGACCUUCAAGUGCGACAAGGUCAUCCUGUCACACAACCAGGGGCUGUACCUCUACAAGAACAUCUUGGCCAUCCUCUCCGUGCAGCAACAGACCAUUCACGUCUUUCAGGUGACGCCCGAGGGCACCUUCAUCGACGUGCGGACCAUCGGGCGCUUCUGCUAUGAGGACGACCUCCUGACCCUGUCUGCCGUGUACCCCGAGGUGCAGCGGGACACUCAGACGGGGAUGGCCAACCCCUACAAAGAGCCCUUCAUCAACUCCUUGAAGCACAGGCUGCUGGUGUACCUGUGGAGAAGGGCCGAGCAGGACGGAAGCGCUAUAGCAAAACGGAGGUUCUUCCAGUACUUUGACCAACUGAGGCAGCUCCGCAUGUGGAAGAUGCAGCUGUUGGAUGAGAACCACCUCUUUAUCAAGUACACCAGUGAAGACGUGGUCACGCUGCGAGUGACGGACCCUUCCCAGCCUUCCUUCUUCGUUGUGUACAACAUGGUGACCACAGAAGUUAUUGCUGUAUUUGAGAAUACGUCUGAUGAGCUGCUGGAGCUGUUUGAGAACUUCUGUGACCUCUUCAGGAAUUUUUUGAAUGCCACCCUGCACAGUGAGGCAGUCCAGUUCCCCUGCUCAGCUUCCAGCAACAACUUUGCCAGGCAGAUCCAGCGCCGGUUCAAAGACACUAUAGUGAAUGCCAAGUACGGAGGGCACACGGAGGCUGUGCGGAGGCUGCUGGGGCAGCUCCCCAUCAGCGCCCAGUCCUACAGUGGCAGCCCCUACCUCGACCUCUCCCUUUUCAGCUAUGAUGACAAGUGGGUGUCAGUCAUGGAGCGGCCCAAGACCUGUGGUGAUCACCCUAUAAGAUUUUACGCUCGUGAUUCUGGCCUCCUGAAGUUUGAGAUCCAGGCGGGACUCCUGGGGCGACCCAUCAAUCACACGGUGCGGCGCCUGGUCGCCUUCACCUUCCACCCCUUCGAGCCCUUUGCCAUCUCAGUGCAGCGCACCAACGCUGAGUACGUGGUGAACUUCCACAUGAGGCACAGCUGCACGUAG